AUAUCAUGAUAAUUAUAUGUCUACUUGCUAUUCAACUUGGAAUUGUUGUAUUAGCGUAUUCCUCAGCUGACGCUGAGCGUGUAGUUUGUUUUACUUGCUACACGCAGGUAACAAUAUUGAUCAUGGAGCCCAUCCCAGAGGUCAAUGAGAGUGACGAGAUGUACGGGCUGGUGGACCACAUUUAUGAUGUUUUAAUUAAAUAAAUACCUUUUCGGGCGAGAACCCAGAAAAAUGUAAAACAAUUUGAUUAUGUUUUAUACUUAAGCUUCCGCAUUGUUUCAGCAAUACUCUGAAUUUAAUAUUUGAAAUUAUCAUUUAUAUUAAAGUUUAAAUUGGUUUUAAAUUAUUCCUCAAAUUGUUAUGCGUAUUUACCAUCAUGGUAACUACUUCGGCUCAAAUAAUCUAUGUAAUUGGGUUAUUCGAGUUGGGGUGUUACAUAUAAGCCCAUCCCCUUCACCCCGUAGACACAAAAAAACGAGUCUUCAGACUCCAACAACCGAAGAAAGAACUGGACAGUCGAACUGCCGAAGAGCCUGCGGAUUGCCGAACAUCCGAAAAAAGGGCGUCUCCGUCACGUCGCCAGACACCGACCUCCACCUUCCAAUUAGGUUUGAUUUUGCAAUCAUCGUCGGCGAAGAUGAGCGCGGUGGUGGAUGCGGUGGCUCAACUCCUCAACAUCCCCGGAGCGAUCGACCGAAUGAUAUCGCAGGCGCAAGACGGCGGCGUGAGCAGGGGAUCCGGCAACAUUCCGGUCGACAUUCUCGACACCCCGAAGGAAUAGAUCUUCUACCUCGACGUUCCCGGCCUAUCCAAAUCCGACAUUCGGGUGGCGGUGGAAGACGGAGACACGCUGGUGGUCAAAAGCGGCGGGAAGAGGAAGCGGGAGGACGAAGGAUGCAAGUAUCUGAGGCUGGAGAGGAAGGCGGCGCAGAAGUUGAUGAGGAGAUUCCGGCUGCCGGAGAACUGCAACGCCUCUGCGGUCACGGCGAAGUGCGAGAACGGGGUGCUGACUGUGGUGGUGGAGAAGCACCCUCCGCCGCCCAAAUCCAAGACGAUUGAGGUGUCAAUCUCUUGAUCAGUCCCUUUCUUAUUGUUGCUUUUUUUGCACAUUAUUAUCAGUUUAUCACUAUGAAUAUGCAGCAGCAAUAGUUUCAAAUUUGUAGGAACCAAUCUUAUGUUUCAUUAUGACUAGCUGUUUGGUACGGUUUAUCAAGAACUCUUCCCCAUAUUUGCCUCUGCUAUGGGUGUUAUUAUGUUCAAGCUAAAUAGAAUUUGGUUUAAUUC
Molecule: messenger RNA, 1284 nt
Organism: Cuscuta campestris
Lineage: Eukaryota; Viridiplantae; Streptophyta; Magnoliopsida; Solanales; Convolvulaceae
Source: the annotation of a GenBank genome assembly